This is a messenger RNA of Mesorhabditis spiculigera, 606 nucleotides long. The record is from the annotation of a GenBank genome assembly. Lineage: Eukaryota; Metazoa; Nematoda; Chromadorea; Rhabditida; Rhabditidae.
AUGCAACGCUUCGUUCGGUUUUUAGCCUUAUUUUUAGUGCUACUCAAUGGGAUGACGGCACACUUUGUGCCGGUAACGAAUCUGCCGGCCGAACAAGGGACACUUUUGCGAAAACACUUUCUGGCCCUAACCGAUCCUCGUCUGCCCGCCGCAGUCACCGAAGCCACAUUACAGAAAAAGGAGGAGGAGUUUACGAUGGAUGUCAGUUCCCUCGAACUGAGCAAUCUCUACGAUAUUCUGGGCUCAAUUACGGGCAGCACGAAAGGAACGCCCUACGACCUGAUAAUGCCAAAGGAGGAUGUGAGGGAGCUGCUGGCCAGUCUGCUCAAACGCAUUCAGCAGCAAAGCAAGGGCAAACUUAAAGAAACCACCACCCGCUUCGCGGUCGCCCGAAAUGCCGAAGGGACCCAGUGGAUGGCGUGGAUACGCUACGAUUUCGACAUUGUCGUAACUCCGGCUUCCGGCACCUGGCCUUUGCCAAAUCAUGUCGCAAAAGCGGCCACCGUGAGAGUCGGAAUGCAGUACUACGCUUAUCAAGGGUUCGAAAUGCUGAAAGAGAGUCAUCAAUUCUUGGAAGAUCAGCUGAGGCUUCAGAAGAUCGAGCUU